Messenger RNA from Lactuca sativa (garden lettuce), 834 nucleotides. The record is from RefSeq and is a predicted model, not a curated record. Lineage: Eukaryota; Viridiplantae; Streptophyta; Magnoliopsida; Asterales; Asteraceae.
AUGAAGACUUUGAGUGAAACAGCUAUUGAUUGUAUCUUUAUUAGAUAUACCGAGCAUUCUAAGGCUUAUAGGCUUUAUGUUAUAGAACCUAAUGCUUCUGUUUCAGUUAAAACUAUUAUAGAAUCAAUAGAUACAAUAUUUGAUGAAAAUCUCUUUUCAUCCAUACCUAGACCAAAAGACAUGGUUCCUAGUUCUAGUGGAAUCACCAAGGAAGUUGUACCUGAUUCAAAUGAAUCAUAUGAGCUUAGAAGAAGUAAAAGUGGUGUUCAUAAUUUGUGCGAAUCAGCAUAUGCAGAUGCUAAGCGAGCUAAUAAUACUUUAGUUGUGACUCAAUCACUUUUUAGGAGCCAAACCCUUGUCUCUCUUGCUGAAACUUUUGAAUUGGGUUUCAUUAAACCAGUUUUGAGAAAUGAUUCAAGUUCAAUUAUAAUCACACCAAUUCGGCAAAGUUUUGAUCAUCCAUAUACUUUCUUGCCUGGUGGGAAGUUUGGAUACAACAAGCGUACAAACAUUAAGCAGAUUAUCACUUCAUGGAAAAGUGUAGAAGAUCCAACAAUGGGUUCCUUUUCUUUAGAGGUUGAUCAAGAUGAGAAACAAUAUGUUAUUAAAUGGAAUAGAAGUGUGGAGUAUUGGGCUAGUGGAUCAUGGAAUGGUAGAAUCUUUAGCCAUGUACCUGAAAUGAGAUUGAAAUUUAUCUACAAUUUCAGCUACAUUGACAAUGAAAAUGAGAGUUAUUUUACAUAUUCUUUAUAUAAUCCCUCAAUUUUUUCUAAAUUAAUUAUGGAUGUCUUUGAAAGUAGAUUAGGAUUGAAGGAAUCGAUGCCCUUGUAUUGA